Molecule: messenger RNA, 2439 nt
Organism: Parus major (Great Tit)
Lineage: Eukaryota; Metazoa; Chordata; Aves; Passeriformes; Paridae
Product: glucagon family neuropeptides-like
Exons: 5
Coding region: 1474-2154 (226 amino acids)
Biological process (GO): positive regulation of somatostatin secretion; negative regulation of gastrin-induced gastric acid secretion; positive regulation of pancreatic juice secretion
Cellular component (GO): extracellular region
Molecular function (GO): hormone activity
Source: RefSeq, a predicted model, not a curated record
GGGUGGAUUUCAGACCUCUGUGAUGCCUCACUGAGCCAUGGCUAUGAGGCCAUCCAUGUCCUGAGCAGCAGUGCUGGAAUAGGGGUGGGUUUCCCUUCUCAGGGCUCCCAGGUUGGGUUGGGGUGUAGUUCUUUCAGCUAAAGGUCCCAGCUGGUCAAAGAGUUUGCGGUCAUUGAAAACUAGCAUCAAUGGGGAGGAAAUGAAAAGCUUGGAUGUAUCCUAAGAAGGUUUAACAGCCCUUCAGUGAUGACACUGGAGAUCUACCUGCUCCUUGUGGUCUGGCUAACUUUUAAAAACAAUGCAAUCAUUAUUGAUAGGCAGGAGAAAUUCCCCAUCACUGCUCCUGGGAACUUCAGCAAGCAAAUUUGGUCUACUCGGGGUCUACAAUUUUGGUCUACCAAAAUUAUGUCCAGAAAGAGAAAAAAUAAGUUGAUCACUGGAUUAGCAGCUGGAAAGGUUAUGAAGAGAGAGGAGACUCUGAAGCAAGGGAUGGGUUUAAAAUGGUCUCUUAAAUAUGGUGAUCCUAGAGGGGUGCCAGCCCAGGGGAAGCCAAAUGCUGAGAUGAGAUCCUGGGGUCAAGGGAUUGUGUGACAGCUGUUGGGCAGAUGGAAGGACAGGCUCAGGAUUCAGGCUCCCCUUGCCCAAAGUUGCUCUGGUUUUGGUGGCUGUUUUCUGCUCCUCCUGCAUCCCAGGGCUGUGGAGUCUGCCUUGUUUGGACUCCAGUAAGAUGCUGAUCUUUGAAAUGUCCUUCUUCUUUCACUAUUCCAUCCCCUCAAAGAUGGAAAAAACAACACUAAAGCUCCAAGUCUGUGUGAGAUUAAGCUUAUGGUACCUUCAUCCUCUCAUCUGUUUGCUCUGCAGCCCCCAUUAAAUAUUUGCCCUGUGGUUUACAGUGAAUAAAUUUCUGUAUAAGUCCCUCGCUCUUGUCCUUUCUCCUUGUGCCUCUUCUUAUCUUGCAGCACCUCCAGAGCAGCAAACAGUCCCAGAAGGGUGGCUAGAAGGUGUUCAGAAUUCUCAGACAGUCCUUUCAUGUUCUUUGUACUGUUUAGCUUCAGAAUAAAGUAAAAACCAAGUGGGAGAACUUUGAUUUGGGGUUAGCAAAGUGCUGUCUUGAGAGAUUGCAGGGGAGGAUGGAGGUUUGUUUCUUUGCAGGAGGAAGGCAAAAAAUAAAAGAGUGUGUUUAUAAAUUACAGGUAGAGUUGCUGUGUGAUCCUUGAGGAAGGGUGAGCACCUGUGAAUAAAGGGUAGAAAUGUGCCAUGGCUGGUGAUAAACAAAUGUACUUUUUAUUUCAGCAAGAAAACAAAGUAGGAGGGCCUGCUGUGACUGCAAAUCUGUGUUAUUUCAUUUUUCCUUUUUGAAAGGUUAGAGGAUACAUGGAUAUGGGCACACACAUGAGCCCUUCCUCUAUAUGUGAAUGAAUUUUAUUUAGCACAUGUGAUUUUUUAUUUUUUUUGUCUGAAAGCCCCUUGCAGAUGUCCUCAGGUGUUUAUCUCUGCUGGCAGGAAUUCCUGCCUUCUUUAGUUACAGUGGUGGUGUUUCCACAGCCCCAUAUCAGUGGGGCACAUGAACUGCACCAGAUACACACCAGGGUCACUUGUCCUGCUGCUCACAAAACCUCAGGCUUUGUUUCAGGAGACAACAUGGUUUCCAUGAUGACAGCUCUGUGGCAAGUAAUUAUUCCCAUGAUUGUCCUUUCCCACUUCUCAGCAUCUCUGCCACCCUGGGAGAGGACGGAGCGCCACGCGGACGGGCUCUUCCACAGCGAACUCAGCAAGAUGAACGGCAACGCUUACGUGCAGCAGUUGGUCAAGCACCUGGUGGGCCUCAAGGACAGGUCCCAGAGGCACUCGGAUGGGCUGUUCACCAGUGAGUACAGCAAGAUGAGAGGCAACGCCCAGGUUCAGAAAUUCAUCCAAAGCCUCAUGGGCCGCAAGCGCAGCUCUCCUGGCCCGGUCAACACAGACAUGCAGGGGAGAGAAGGAGUAAACAACCCUGAGGAACUUUGUUUUUAUUGGUUGUACCAGAGCUUUCUGAACACCAGCCGCUCGGACAGAGAUGCCAGGGAGGCUGCUGCCAUUACCAGCCAGAACCUUUGCCCCUUCUCUAAGCAGCUGUUUGCAGAUGUGACAGAAGAUACAGAUGGUUCUGAAUGAAGGUGAAGGGAAAGAAACAGCCAAGGAGACAGCUUUGCACAUGUAUGGCCUUGAAAAUAAACAGGGAAGCUCUUGCUUAGGAAAAACUUUUGAGAUAGGCAAAUAAAUAAAAAAUAAUCCUGGAAAGCAGUAAAAAGCCAAUGAAACCUCUGAGAUUAUGCAAAGUGAAAUGUAUGCGGGUGUGUAUUGCUGUCAGUAGAUGGAGCCUGGGUGAAGCACAUCCCUCCACUCUGUGUUGGCAUCUGACUGCCUGCUGCUGAUCCCAAAUAAAAAUGGUUAACUGUG